AGCUCUUUUGCCUCCAAUCUCUAGUAAAUGAUAUUUAACCCACUUCAAUACCGUUCGUUUUCUAAAAUGGAAGUGAGGUUUUGAGAAUUAGAAAAUUUGCUAACAUUCAGUGGUUUUAAUAUUUUAAUUAUACUCCUUGGCACUUCAAUCACGUUUUUAGUGUUUUAAUUAAAUUCAAUCUCAUUUGCUUCAUAACCUGUAAGGUAAAUUCUUUUGGUAUUUGGUUGAUGUUUUGUAACUUCACUUUACCUGAGAUCUUCUAAAUCGUUAAAAAUGCCGUUGCUCUACAAGAAACCUUUCAGGCGUACAGAAUUGCCUGAAGAUUUAGAUGAUAACGAGGAGGUUUUUUUACUGUGAGUUAACAAAUGAAAUCUUCAGAGACUAUGAGGAGUUCUGUGAGAGAAUUAUCCUGUGCAAUUCUCUGGUGUGGGCUUGUUCACUGAGUGGUCGAGCCUACUUAACGUACCAGGAGGCUUUAGCGUCAGAAGAGAGUGCUAAGGCUAUGCUCAACGAUUUUCCAAUGGAGUUGCGUAUCCCAGUGUUGUACCUAACCACCCUCACUCAGCGAAAGUCCUUGAACGAAUUGGCGGAAGAUGUUUAUUGUUUUGCCAAGGAUAGAUAUUUCAUUGGUGAAAGUGUUGAGGUUGAAAUACCAGGAGGAUCAUUAACAACUUGUCAGAUCUUACGUGUUAUUCAACCAUCUGAAGAAGACAGGGAUUCCUUCAAAAAGCAAAAUGUUAAGAAUGGGGAGAGGCAGUACUGGCCACCUGGCAGUCUUUACCGCUAUGAAGUACAACCUGUUGCCAAUGAGAAAUCUAAACCUUUGAUAGUGUCAGCAGAGCUUAUACACAGGAAGAAAAGUUAUUAUUCCCGGGCAAAAAAUCGUUUAUACAUUAAACAAUUUACAGAGCAAGUUGGUGGAUUUUGGAAGUUAAAGGUGAGUCAUAGUUAAAGUAAUUUUAAUUUUAUCCUUCUCUUCAAAUGUA
This is a messenger RNA of Homalodisca vitripennis (glassy-winged sharpshooter), 986 nucleotides long. Its product is annotated as bromodomain adjacent to zinc finger domain protein 1A-like. Gene Ontology annotation, biological process: chromatin remodeling. The record is from RefSeq and is a predicted model, not a curated record. Lineage: Eukaryota; Metazoa; Arthropoda; Insecta; Hemiptera; Cicadellidae. Bases 329 to 952 code for a protein of 207 amino acids. The transcript is spliced from 5 exons.